Molecule: messenger RNA, 1386 nt
Organism: Zygosaccharomyces rouxii
Lineage: Eukaryota; Fungi; Ascomycota; Saccharomycetes; Saccharomycetales; Saccharomycetaceae
Gene: ERG13
Product: hydroxymethylglutaryl-CoA synthase
Exons: 1
Coding region: 1-1386 (461 amino acids)
Biological process (GO): ergosterol biosynthetic process; acetyl-CoA metabolic process
Molecular function (GO): hydroxymethylglutaryl-CoA synthase activity
Source: RefSeq, a predicted model, not a curated record
AUGACAGAAACUAAGAAACAGAAGACCGUUCAACAUCCAGGUAAGCCGCAGAACGUUGGUAUCAAAGGUAUUGAAAUCUACAUUCCCUCACAAUGUGUUUCUCAAGAAGAAUUGGAAAAGAAGGAUGGCGUCUCAGCUGGUAAGUAUACUAUCGGAUUGGGUCAAACCAAGAUGUCAUACGUUAACGAUAGAGAAGAUAUUUAUUCUAUGUCUUUGACAGUUUGUUCCCGACUACUAAAGAACUACGGCAUUGAUCCUCACAGUGUCGGUCGUUUGGAAGUCGGUACUGAAACUUUACUAGAUAAGGCAAAAGCUGUCAAGACUGUCUUGACCCAACUAUUUGAAGGUAAUAAUGAUUUGGAGGGUAUUGAUACAUAUAAUGCUUGUUACGGUGGUACCAACGCCCUUUUCAACUCUAUUAACUGGAUUGAAUCAAACGCAUGGGAUGGUCGUGAUGCCAUUGUUGUCUGUGGUGAUAUUGCCAUUUACGACAAGGGUGCUGCCAGACCAACCGGUGGUGCCGGUACUGUAGCAUUAUGGAUUGGUCCUGAUGCACCACUUGUCUUUGAUAAUGUCCGUGCUAGUUACAUGGAACAUGCUUACGAUUUCUACAAGCCAGAUUUUACCAGCGAGUACCCCUAUGUGGAUGGUCACUUUUCCCUUACAUGUUACGUGAAGGCUGUUGACCAAGUUUACCGUUCUUACUCUAAGAAAGCCAUUGCCAGGGGUUUAGCUAAGGACCCACUAAGUCCAGAAUCUAUUGGUGUGAAGAAUCAUUUCGAUUAUAACAUUUUCCACGUGCCAACAUGUAAAUUGGUUACCAAAUCUUAUGCACGUCUUCUGUACGACGAUUUCCGCGCCAAACCUGAAUUGUACCCUGAAGUCGACUCUAAUUUGGCCAAGGUCGACUAUGAAAAGUCUUUGACAGAUAAAUCCAUCGAAAAAACAUUUGUUGGUGCUACCAAACAAUUGUGUCAAGAACGUGUGCAACCAUCAUUGAUUGUUCCAACCAACACCGGUAACAUGUACACUGGUUCCCUUUAUGCUUCUCUAGCGUCAUUGUUGUAUUACGUUGGUUCCGAAAAAUUACAAGGUAAGCGCGUUGGUCUAUUUUCCUACGGUUCUGGGUUAGCUGCAUCAUUAUUCUCCUUGAAAGUCGUGGGUGACGUUUCUCACAUUAACAAGCUAUUAGAUUUGGAUAACAAAUUGAACUCAAGAGCAGUGGAAACUCCAGAACAAUACGAAGCUGCUAUUCAUCUACGUGAAGAGGCCCAUCUAAAGAAAAGUUUCGAACCAAAAGGUUCAAUCGAUUUAGUUGCACCAGGCGCCUACUACUUAACUUCGAUCGAUGACAAAUUUAGACGUAACUAUUCUGUAAAACAGUGA